This is a messenger RNA of Cygnus atratus (black swan), 2533 nucleotides long. RefSeq names its product NIPA like domain containing 3 (gene NIPAL3). The record is from RefSeq and is a predicted model, not a curated record. Gene Ontology annotation, molecular function: magnesium ion transmembrane transporter activity. Gene Ontology annotation, biological process: magnesium ion transport. Gene Ontology annotation, cellular component: membrane. NCBI's taxonomy places the organism in Eukaryota, Metazoa, Chordata, Aves, Anseriformes, Anatidae. The transcript has 13 exons. Bases 778 to 2004 code for a protein of 408 amino acids.
AGUGCUUUGUGAAGCUACCUUAAGUCUCUGCCUCUUCUCUUUUACUCAGAACUUAGCAUCAGGUCAUCUGGAACUCCUGGAAGCUGACCAGACAGACUGAUGGCGCCUACAAAAGAUUUUCCUCAUUUACUGAGUUAAGCAACUCAACAUCUCCCCUCACAGCACUGACCCUCUCCGAACUCAGAACCUGAAGACAGAGGCCAAGGGCGCUGGGUCCGGUUGAACUCGGGCGCUGUGCGGCCUGGUGCCACCCGAGAGGCGCCACGUUCUGCAGGCACAGGCCUGCGCUCAAAGGCCUCGUCCUGGCUGCGCUGCAGCUGCCGCGAGGCAGGGGUUGAAGCCAGCCGGGUUCUCCAGCUGCACAGUGUCACCGCCGUAUCGUGACAAAACCACCGACACUUCAUCGGAUCGGGGUCGGUGUUACUGCCAGUCAUGGAGCUGCACUGCAACGGCGCUGCAGUGCUGAACGUGUCAUCUUGGAGGAAUAUAACAUUACUGCCCCACUAACUCACUGGAAAUAUUAGUUCAUCUACACCUCUGCCUGCAGUGCCUAUCCUAUGUCAGUGUAGCCCAGUGGAGGAAGAAGAGCAGCAAAUGGAUUUCAGAGAGCUUACUUGUGCUUCACAGAUGUGAUCGUUUGUCCAAGCUCAACAGGAUGGAGGGGAAGAACUGGUACUAAGUUCCAGACAACAUGGUUCUAGCAGAGUCCAAGUCUCUCCUUUAAAGAGAAGUUCUGUCAUCUCGGAGGCUGAAAACCAAACACUUCAGUAAACAAAAAUGGAAGGAGGCAACAGUCCGAAUCUGCAACUUCAGCAACUCCCACUGGCCACAGCAGCAGUUUCUGUGCAGCCACACACAGACUCCUUUUCUUACAAGGAGAACUUGAUUGGUGCAUUACUAGCUAUUUUUGGGCAUCUUGUUAUCAGUAUUGCACUCAACCUUCAGAAAUACAGCCACAUCCGGCUGGCAGGUUCCAAAGACCCCCGAGCUUACUUCAAAACCAAGACAUGGUGGUGUGGACUGUUUCUGCUGGUGCUGGGAGAACUGGGAGUGUUUUCCUCUUAUGCUUUUGCUCCUCUUUCACUGAUUGUGCCUCUCAGUGCAGUGUCUGUUAUAGCUAGUGCGAUCAUAGGAAUUAUAUUUAUUAAAGAAAAAUGGAAGCCCAAGGAUUUCUUGAGGCGCUAUGUUUUAUCCUUUGUAGGCUGUGGUUUGGCAAUUAUUGGAACUUACCUACUGAUAACAUUUGGACCUAAUAGUCAUGAGAAGAUGACGGGAGAAAAUAUCACUAGGCAUUUAGUGAGCUGGCCAUUUCUGUUGUAUAUGCUUUUGGAGAUCAUCGUAUUCUGUCUGCUACUGUAUUUUUACAAGGAGAAAAAUGCAAACUACAUUGUAGUUAUUCUCCUGCUGGUGGCUUUGCUGGGUUCCAUGACUGUUGUGACCGUGAAAGCUGUGGCAGGCAUGAUCGUUGUCUCAAUACAAGGAAACCUCCAACUCGACUACCCAAUAUUUUAUAUUAUGUUGGUGUGCAUGAUUGCUACAGCAGUCUUUCAAGCAACAUUUUUAGCUCAAGCCUCACAGCUGUAUGACUCGUCUCAGAUUGCUAGCAUCGGCUAUAUCCUGUCCACAACAAUAGCUAUCACAGCAGGAGCAACUUUCUACUUGGACUUUACUGGCGAAGAUGUUCUCCAUAUAUGUAUGUUUGCACUUGGGUGCCUCAUAGCGUUUCUAGGUGUCUUCCUGAUCACAAGAAAUAGGAAGAAAUCCAUACCCUUUGAACCUUAUAUAUCAAUGGAUGCUAUGCCAGGCAUGCAAAACAUGCACGAUAAAGGGAUUGCAGUUCAGCCUGACCUCAAAGCUUCCUUUUCCUAUGGUGCCCUAGAGAACAAUGACAACAUGCCGGAAAUUUAUACUCCAGCUACAUUGCCAAUAGUGCAGGAGCAACAUGGUUCCAGAGGAGUUUCUGCUCCACCCUACCGGGUGCUGGAGCACAGCAAAAAGGAGUGAGUGACCGAUCUUUAAGGAACUGAUUUGAAUCAUCAGAAGUAUGACCUUUAUUUAUUUACCUGUUAAAAUAUAAGCAAGUGUAAAACCAACCUUGGUAUAGUUUAAAGCUUGUCUCAAACUUAACUUUCAAGGCUGAUUAUUAAAAUAAACAGCUCUCUAUAGUUGUGAAUUUGAAAGUGUUCAUCUUAGCAAGAAGUAAAUCACAGUUCUCCAUUGAAGGCUGCUGUAUGGGAGUGUGAAAUGCAGAAUGCAGUGUCGUGGCUUUAUGAAACCUAUGGGAUGACAGAUGCUGUAGAAAUGCAGAGCUGUGGGAAGAGAAGUGACCGUGCAAUUUUUAGCCCUGCUGGCAGUGAGUUUAUCUCCAAAUAGAAGUUUUCAGGAGUUGCUCACAGUGAGAGGAGGGAAGGAUUUAAUCUCUUAUGCAGAGAGACUGAUGAUUUCCUGGAAAAGUUGUAAAUCCUCAUGUCUCUAACAUAACCACCAAGCUACCUUAACAUGGCAAUAAAAUGUAAUCACUUUCAAGCAUGAA